AUGGAGGACCCAGAGAAGAAGCUGAGUCCCAAGAGCGACGACAAGCCCCGGAAAGUACGAUUUAAAAUCUCCUCCUCCUUCAGUGGGCGAGUGUUAAAGCAGGUCUUUGAGGAUGGGCAGGAGUUAGAGUCGCCAAAAGAGGACUACCCUCACAGCUUCCUCCAGGAGGCCCUUGAACCAGUGGAUGGUGUUUACGGGUCCGGGGAAGCCCCCAAGCCCCAGCUGUCCUCUCCUAAGCUGACCGCUCGGAGGAUCAGUGUGUUCCCAGAGGGCCAUGCUUACAUGCUGGCAGGUGGCCAGCCUCUGUUCAAUGAUUACAAGGCGAAUGACCAUAAGCAUCCACCUAUUAUAGAUUUUGGAAAGAUAAUCAUCUACACAAACAACUUGAAAAUCAUCCGAACCCCAAUGGACAAGAGGGACUUCAUGAGGAAAAUUCUCCAGAAGGAAGAAGAGGCUGAGGAAGAGUCUCUGAUGAGCAAAGAAGAAAGUUAUGGAGACAGGGAUCGGAAUGAUAGGCCUCUGCUGGAGACAGAAGGCAUGUUCCCCCAUGCUCAAUACAGGCAGGAUGGGGAGCUUCCUGAGGACAACUGUCUUCACUGCCAUGGGUCAGGCAGUGCCACCUGUUCUCUGUGCCACGGCAGCAAAUUCUCCAUGUUGGCGAACAGAUUUAAGGAGUCCUAUCGGGCCCUGAGGUGCCCUGCUUGUAACGAGAAUGGCCUGCAGCCUUGCCACGUUUGCAACCAAUAG
Molecule: messenger RNA, 747 nt
Organism: Jaculus jaculus (lesser Egyptian jerboa)
Lineage: Eukaryota; Metazoa; Chordata; Mammalia; Rodentia; Dipodidae
Gene: Grxcr2
Product: glutaredoxin and cysteine rich domain containing 2
Exons: 3
Coding region: 1-747 (248 amino acids)
Biological process (GO): sensory perception of sound
Cellular component (GO): stereocilium shaft; stereocilium base; microvillus
Source: RefSeq, a predicted model, not a curated record